Molecule: messenger RNA, 3171 nt
Organism: Botrytis byssoidea
Lineage: Eukaryota; Fungi; Ascomycota; Leotiomycetes; Helotiales; Sclerotiniaceae
Exons: 3
Coding region: 1-3171 (1056 amino acids)
Source: RefSeq, a predicted model, not a curated record
AUGGUUUUGUUUCUAUCUCCUGGUCUUAGACCACAUUGGAAAUUUGGCAAAGCAAAUAUUGAGAAACAAGAACCAUUCACUCCAAAGAAACCAGUUGGAAAUUCUGGAAGAAAAUUCCCUCUCCCACCUCAUAUCCUCCACCGCCUUAACCUCCACAACUCCUGCACUUCCUUCCCAUCAAAACCAUCUUCCGCACCAUCACUUCUUCCAUCAUUGAUGAAAGAUUCUCCUACUUCUUUACAUUCAGCGGAUUCUGGUGUUUGGCCUGGUAAGAGACCAGCAGAAGGCACUGCAGACGAGAGACCAGGAAAGAAGGCGAAGUACGGCUUUACCAGCCAUAUUGAUUUUGAAGAAAAGGCAACAGACGCAGACGACGAGGAUUCAGAUUUUGAGCCUGCGGAUACACCGAGUGAUAGAGAAGAGGAGGUUACAACGGUAGCUUCUCCAGUAACCGUCUCAUCAUCGAUUGCAGAACCGGUUGUAGCUAGUCCGCUCGCUUCACCUUUCGAUCCCCAAUCCGAAUCCGAUUUCUCUGAUACACCAAGCUCAAAGAGAAGAGCACUUACACCACCAUCCCCGAUUCCGAAACUUGUUGCCGAGACCGUCACAAAAUCAAUUUCAGCAACGGGUCGUUGGGAUUUCACCCUUACGGCAAAAAAAGCAGGUUACGUUUAUAACCCGAGAAAAUCCAUGACCGAUCUGAGUGAUCGCUUCGCUACGCCUUCAGACUCCGAUAGUACCCUCGAUACCGACGAUAGCGAAUCUGAUUUUAAUUCUACACCAAAUCGCUCUUCGUCACCAGCGCGCGCACGUGCUUCUUCACCUUUACCUUUACCUUUACCUUUACCUUUACCUCAGUGGAAGUACCAUCACAAUCCUAUUGAUCGAAAUAAUCCAACCACUCCACCUUCCAUCGGAACAAAAAGAAAGAUGGAACAAGCAUAUGCCGAAUGGCAUCAAGGAGAAAUGGACACGCCUAGAGCAUCAUCAUGUUCUCCAAUCACUUCACCAGCCGAUACACCUCAAUCCGUUGAUUCCAACGAAGUUGAAUUGGGAACUGCACAAUAUGAUUCGCAGUCAGAACAAGAAAAUAUGGAACCUUCGCGCGCAUCUUCAUACUCAUAUCACACUAUUUCCUCAACCUCAACUCAACUACCACACUCAUCAACAUCCACCUCCGAAACCACCGUAUUUCCUGCCGAUCUACCUUCUCCAUCCGUCCCAUGUCGUUUAGAGCCUCACUCACCUAUUCUCGAUCACCUCACUGCUCAAUAUAUUGCACAGGGACCCCAUCCACAAAUUCCUCACGUUAAUCACGCAGCUGUGAAUCAAAGAAAUGCGACUCAUAUAUUGAACAAACAUCAAGAUGGUCGCGCGCCGUUUGUUCGAGCUGCGAGUCGAAGACUCCAGGCGGUGGUGGGUGUGAGAAACGAUUUACCGUUUGAUUUGCUGAUGGGGACGGGAAAGCACGAUGCGAGUAAUUUGGUUGUGGGGAGGGAUGGGACGUUGGUGGAUUUGGGAUUGAGGGAUUUGGAGGGGAGAGAGGAAGUUAAGGGGGGAACUGGAGCUAGAGAUGAAAGUGGAAAUGGGGAGGAUCUUGCGAGAGAUGAGGGUGUUAUGAGCGGAGAGGAUAUUGGAAAUAGUCGGGAAAAUAUAAGUACGGAUAGGGAUAUGAACACGAACGCAAACGCAAACGAAGCACAUAAUACAAAUACCACGGCACAAUACCUACAAGAUAUCCACGAUUCCUUCAACACUCUUCGCUCUUCCUCUCGCACCCCAUCUACUCAUCAUUUUUCUUCUCACCAUCAGCAAGCAAAACCACCAAAAACCACUCCCAAUCCGCCCCACGAAUCCCUAGCACAAACACAAACACCCUUCUUCCCUCCCUCAGUCAAUCCCUACACCGGUGAAGGACUCCGCGAAUAUCUUCUCUCCCGCGCUUCCAUGACCGGUUCGGUGAAGAGAGAAUGCAGAAGUAUAUCGUUUCAUGAUUUCACACCGGAUGUACGAACGGGCGAUUUUAGAAACCAAUUGUUGGUGCAUUUUGGUGUCGAUGGGAUUUCGAGUUGUGAGAGGGUUGAUGUUGUGGAGUUGGGUUUACCCGAUAUAACCGGUACCCUCCAUCCCUGGCUCUCAAUCUUCAUUCAACGCCCCCUCGUGACCGCCACAUCACCCUCCCCAGCCCUCCACUCCACCUCCACCUCCACCUCCACCACCACGCCUCCCAACUUCCCCUCCCCAACCCCCACAACCUGGCUCUGCAUCGCCGUCCCCAUCUCAAACAUAACAACCUACCCCAUCCAACCCGACACUACGAUUCCUCCUUCUCUCCUCGAAUCCACCUUCGCCCACAGCCAACACGGGCUCCCCACCAAAAAGAUCGCCAAACGUCAAGACUACGAUUUCUCCUUCCAAGGAACACCCAUCUUCGAAUUUUCCACCCGAGCACUCUUUCCCCAGCCCGAAACUCCCUUUCCGAACACUGCGCCCACUGCGGAUUUUCUCUCCAUCGAAGUGCCCCGUCCCUACGAUCCCAGUGAUCCUUAUCUCGAGUUUCCGCCCCAGAUAUCCCGCAAUCUGGUACUGCUCCGGCGGGAAGUAAGGAAGUAUGCAAGGGCUGCGGGAGUGACGGGUGAGGAAUUACAUACGUAUGGUGAUAUGAUGGUGGAUGUGAGUGGAGUGGAUGUGAGCGAGGAGGUGUCUCCCAAUGAGGGGAUUUGGUGGUGUGAAUUCUACAGAGGAAUUACACGGGAUAGGAUUCGCUGGGAGAGGGUGAAGAGGUGUAUGGGUCGGGGAAGAUGUAGAGUUGUUUUGAGAUGGCAGGAUGUACCGGAUGAGAUGAAGAGAUUAGGUGGUCGUUCUAGUUCUAAUUCUAGUUCUGGGAUCGGUUUGGGAGUGAGCAGAAAAAUAAGUGAAGCGGAGAGAGUCAAGCAGGAGAUGAGCAGGGAAAACAUGGGAGGAAUGGGGAAGAAGCGAAGAGAAAGAAAGAGUAUGCAAACGAGCCAUGCGAAUACGAGUCCGAGUGUGGGAUUGGGGGUUACGAGUACGAAUAUGGGGAGUCAUUCACAUUCACAUUCGCAUAUGCGAUCACGAUCCGGCGAAGCAUUGAGAGAUAGUUUGCGUGCGAAAGCGAUUGGGAAUCGGAUGAGUUUUAAUGGAGAUGCUUAG